AUGAAAUUACUUGUACCCUUUCUUCUUCUCAUCCCCUUAGCCCUGUCGAGGCCUAAUCCAAUGAAUCUCUUCCGCCGUGGAGGACCUCUUGGCCCCGUAUUUGAAGACCUUGACGACAAACAAAAAGCUGAAUUCAAACAGAUCUGGAGGGACAACAAGGAUAAGCCUCGCAAGGCCAUGAAGACGGCUGUUGAUGAAUUCGUUAAGAAGUUGACCAAGGAACAACAGGUUGAAGUUGAGAAGAACAAGGCCAAAUAUGACAAAAGAAAGGAAAAAGAUGACGCCAAAGCCGAGAAGCUGAGCGAUGAAGCCAAAAAGUUGUACGAUGAUGCCAAAACGAUCAUGAAGAACGAUGACUUGACUUUCAGGUGAGGAAAAAGUUAAGAGCGCAGUAAAAUAAGGAGAGGCUUUUACUGUAGCACCUUUGCAUAAAAAAUCCAUUCUAGGGAAGCCUUCAAAGCCGUUCAAGAGUUAAUCCACUCGGCGAAACCCACAGUUCUGCAGGAAUUCAAGAAAAAUCACGUUCGCAUCCCCGGAGGCCGUCCAUUCCACGGAGGACCGUUGACUCCCAUCUACAACGAUCUGGAUGAGGCGAAACAAAAGGAGUUGAGCGAAAUAAUGGAGAAGAACUUUGACAAACCAAAGAAGGAGGGAAAGAAGGCCUUCGAAGAUUUUGUGAAGACUUUGCCCGAGGCGAUUCAAAAGAAAUACGCUGAAGCUGAGAAGAAACGCGAAGAACACAAAAAAGAAAAUGCCAAAAACGCUGAAAAGUUGUCCCCAAAAGCCAAGGAAUUGUUCGAUAAAAUUCAAGUGAGUGUCGCCAAGCUUUUCGAUAGGACCGAUCGCAAGGGUCAGAAGCUUCUGCAAAAUGUUUAUUUUGACGUUAAAUUGCGACUUUUUUAGUCCAUCAAACACAGUGACGACUUGACCCGCGCGCAAGUUCACGAUCAAGUCCAUGACGCCAUCUUGGAUGCCGAUAAGAAUGUUCUUACAGAAUUCCGCGAAAAGAAAGUUCAUCUAUUCGAUUUGGGCCCCCAUUUCUGCCCGGCCAAGGGAAGCGCAUCUGAUUCUGAACACAGCGAAUCUGAUGAUGAUGACAAACCUGAGCCGGAGGCUGAAGAAUAA
Messenger RNA from Bursaphelenchus xylophilus (pine wood nematode), 1125 nucleotides. NCBI's taxonomy places the organism in Eukaryota, Metazoa, Nematoda, Chromadorea, Rhabditida, Aphelenchoididae. The record is from the annotation of a GenBank genome assembly.